GCUCCUUCCUCCCACCCUUCUUGCGGCGCGACCCAACCCCAACGCCCCCCUCCCACCCCACACGAUGCUGCCGCGAUCGCCGGCAAGCCUCCACCUCCGGUCGCUCCGGUGGCCGCGGGGCUUCAGCUCGUCCUCAGCCCCGGCCGCGGCCGCGAAGGAAGGGGCUGACGGGAAGAUCGUGGCCUCGGUGGUGUUCGAGCGCCUCCCCGUCGUCAUCCCCAAGAUCCACCCCGUCGUCUACGCCUUCCAAGAAUUCUCGUUCCGAUGGAGGCAGCAGUACAGGCGGCAGUACCCUGACGAUGUCCUAGGCAAGGCGGACGCGAGGGGCAAGGGUGAUUAUCAGAUAGACUAUGUGCCUGCUCCAAGAAUCACAGAAGCUGACAAAGCAAAUGACAGGAAGUCACUACAACGAGCUCUGGAUAAUAAGCUCUAUCUUCUCCUGUACGGCAAAACUUUUGGGGCUCCUGAUGGCAAGCCUGUUUGGCAUUUUCCAGAAAAAGUUUAUGAAAAUGAAGACUCUUUGCGUUUGUGUGCCGAGUCAGCCCUAAAAUCUGUUCUCGGCGGGCUUGACAAUACAUAUUUUGUUGGCAACGCUCCAAUGGCUCACAUGGUAACUGAACAAAAAGAGGAUUCCACUGUUUCACCAUUCAAGCAGCGGUUCUUCUUCAAGUCGCAAGUGAUUGGCACCACGCAUUUGGACAUCAGGAGGUGCGAGGACCAUGCGUGGGUGACCAAAGCUGAGUUGCUGGAAUAUUUUCCGGAGCACAAGGAUCUCUUGAACAAGAUGAUCAUUCACGUAAGAUAGAUGAUAGCUUUAAUCUGUCGGGGGCGGCGACGAAGCGGAGGCCAUCUGAACAUGGAGCGCUGCUUGUCCUGUGUACCGGUUUCCAGCCACCACCAUCUGGGCCGCAAGCGUUUGUCGAAAGAGUGAAGCCCCAGAAUUUGUUGUUUGCAUUUUUAGACAAAAAAAAAAAUGCACGCUAGCUUAAGCUUUACUACAGGCUCUUCUCCCGUCACAUGCUAUACCUGUUAUUUUUUGUGGGGAAAUAAUUGAUGGGGUGCCAGUCUGUUGUCCCUGUUUCCUGACGUUUUGUGGCCGGCCAACUUACCCAACGCAAAGGCGCUUGAAUUGAACGUGUAAUUCCUAUUUUCAAAUUUCUCCAGUUUGACUUUGACCUAUCUUCA
This is a messenger RNA of Triticum dicoccoides, 1185 nucleotides long. RefSeq names its product 39S ribosomal protein L46, mitochondrial-like. Gene Ontology annotation, molecular function: structural constituent of ribosome. Gene Ontology annotation, cellular component: mitochondrial large ribosomal subunit. The transcript has 6 exons. Bases 65 to 805 code for a protein of 246 amino acids. NCBI's taxonomy places the organism in Eukaryota, Viridiplantae, Streptophyta, Magnoliopsida, Poales, Poaceae. The record is from RefSeq and is a predicted model, not a curated record.